Messenger RNA from Brassica napus (rape), 2527 nucleotides. RefSeq names its product 9-cis-epoxycarotenoid dioxygenase NCED2, chloroplastic-like. The transcript has a single exon. Gene Ontology annotation, molecular function: carotenoid dioxygenase activity. Gene Ontology annotation, biological process: carotene catabolic process. The coding region runs from base 702 to 2447 and encodes 581 amino acids. Gene Ontology annotation, cellular component: chloroplast stroma. The record is from RefSeq and is a predicted model, not a curated record. NCBI's taxonomy places the organism in Eukaryota, Viridiplantae, Streptophyta, Magnoliopsida, Brassicales, Brassicaceae.
UAUUUAUACAAAUUAAAUAAUAGUGAUAUAUGAGUUAAUAAUAAUUACCAUAUUAAAUAAUUUGCUACAAAUAUAAAUCUUUAUAAAGAAAAUUGUACAUCAUAAUUACAUAUAUGUCAUGUCAUCAUUGUUUUGAGAGUGAAUUAAUGUGGUGAUAACAUACAUGCAUAUCGCAUCACAAUUAAUGUCUAUAAAAUUUAUCACUAUAUAUUUUAUGUCUUUUCAAUUUAACUAUAAAUGAAUUUUGUUUAAAAAAAACUUUGGUUAGUGUUAUUCAAUAAAUAACGAAAUUUAACACAAAGCAAAUGACUUUUCAAGAAAAGAUGGUUUUCCUAAAUAUGAUAUCAAAAAAAGGAUUUGUUUACUAAUACGAAAUUUGACUUAGUGAAAAGCCUUGAUGACUUCCCGAUUUUACCAUAAAUCACUCAUAACUGUUUAGUCUUAAAUUUUGUUUCUAUGGUAUUUUCAUGUAAUAUAAGGCAUGGUUGAAAUCAUUUUAUAAAUUUACUGACUUAAUAUAGAGACUACUCUCUACCUCUCUCACUUACCCAACUCUAUAUAUAGUUUCUCUUUCUUCGGUUUUCUUAUCAUCGAACCUUCCUUUCUUUUCCUCUCUCUCGUUCUGGCUCUCAGUCUUCAAACCAGAACACAAGAUACAGUCACUGUCUCAAAAUUCUAACGUAAGAUCAAAACAGAAGCCAAUGGUUUCUCUGCUUACAAUGUCGACGAGCGGUGCUAUAACAUAUCCUCAAGCCCAAAGUGAUUUAUGCAUGAGGCCCAUCAAAAGACAGCCGAAAGUUAAAUGCACGGUGCACAUCGACGUAACGGAGCAACCCCUAAAACUUUCUUCAUUUACACCCAGAACCACUGCGACGCCGCCGCCGCAGCAUAAUUCCCUCCGACUAAACAUCUUCCAGAAAGCGGCGGCGAUUGCUAUUGACGCGGCUGAGCGCGCGUUAAUUUCCCACGAGAAAGAUACUCCUCUUUCCAAAACCGCUGAUCCAAGUGUUCAGAUCGCCGGUAAUUAUUUUCCGGUAUCGGAAUAUCCCGUCCGACAAUUUCUUACCGUCGAAGGAACAAUCCCUGACAGCAUUGACGGAGUUUACGUCCGUAACGGCGCAAAUCCAAUGUUCGACCCGAUCGCUGGACACCAUUUAUUCGACGGAGACGGAAUGGUUCACGCCAUUAAAAUAACCAACGGUUCAGCAAGCUACGCAUGCCGGUUUACUAAAACCGAGAGAUUGAUUCAGGAAACACGAUUGGGUAGACCGGUUUUCCCGAAAGCAAUCGGCGAGCUUCACGGCCACUCGGGAAUCGCACGUCUGAUGCUUUUCUACGCACGUGGGCUUUGCGGUCUCGUCAACAACCAAAACGGCGUCGGUGUAGCGAACGCCGGUUUGGUUUACUUCAAUAACCGGCUGUUAGCAAUGUCAGAAGACGAUUUACCGUAUCAGCUGAAAAUAACUCAAACCGGGGAUCUCGAAACCGUUGGGCGUUACGAUUUCGACGGUCAGUUAAAAUCCACGAUGAUCGCCCACCCGAAACUCGACCCGGUUACGAAGGAGCUCCACGCGCUGAGCUACGACGUCGUGAGAAAGCCUUACUUGAAGUACUUCAGAUUCUCGCCGGACGGCGUUAAAUCACCGGAACUAGAGAUCCCGCUCGAGACUCCGACGAUGAUUCACGAUUUCGCUAUAACGGAGAACUUCGUGGUGAUUCCGGAUCAACAAGUCGUGUUCAAGCUAGGGGAGAUGAUGGCCGGAAACUCGCCGGUGGUUUUCGACGGCGAUAAGGUUUCGCGAUUGGGGAUAAUGCCGAAAGACGCGACGGAGGCUUCCGAGAUAAUCUGGGUGGAUUCGCCGGAGACGUUCUGUUUCCAUCUCUGGAACGCGUGGGAAUCGCCGGAGACUGAGGAAGUGGUGGUGAUCGGGUCGUGUAUGUCGCCGGCGGAUUCUAUCUUCAACGAGAGAGACGAGAGCUUGAAAAGCGUCUUGACGGAGAUCAGGAUAAACCUCAGGACGCGUGAAUCCACGCGUCGAGCGAUGAUGGUCGACGAUGUGAAUUUAGAGAUCGGUAUGGUUAACCGAAACCGGUUAGGUAGGAAAACCCGGUUCGCGUUUCUGGCUAUCGCUGAUCCUUGGCCGAAAGUCUCCGGUUUCGCUAAGGUUGAUCUUGUCACCGGCGAAAUUGAAAAGAACGUUUACGGCGAUGAGAAGUACGGCGGAGAACCUUUUUUCUUGCCUAGUGGCUCCGUUGACGGUGGAGAUAAUGAAGAUGAUGGUUAUAUAUUCUGUCACGUUCACGACGAAGAGAAAGAGACGUCGGAACUUCAAAUUAUUAACGCCGUUAAUUUAAAGCUUGAAGCUACGAUCAAACUACCGACUAGAGUACCGUACGGUUUUCAUGGUACGUUUGUGGAUGCAAGUGAACUCGUGGACCAAGUAUAAUAAUUAUUGUAAUUUGUAGGUUUUGAUAUCUAUUAUUUCUAAAUAUUUGGCCUCAUCUGGACGGGCAUCGUUUUGACAUA